GUAGCCAUCUUGCUGGAAAAGGCUAAUGCUAAAUUUUUUUGUUACUAGUAUCAUGAGGAAAACUGUGCUGUUAUCGUGAUUUUAUCAAUAUCACACCUACAGCGUAUUUUUAAAUACAGCUAAAAUGUCAGCGUUAUUGACUGCGGAUUGGUUUCAACUGGAUUCCUACUAUCGAAAGUUCGAUCUCUACUGCAUGAACUGGCAAAUGGAUGAUGGUUUUGACAACAUGAUAGUCAGCGGGGCCCCUUACGGAGGCCCUAUAGCUGUAGUAAGGGAUAGGAAGCAUUAUGUCAGAAUCAUGCCUUCAUCUAAACCUGUUAUCACAAUUUACAACUGUGUGGGUGAUGUUAUUUCUAAGAUUCUGUGGAACAGUGGAGUGCUUGUGCACAUGGGUUGGUCUGACGGUGAACAGCUACUUUGCAUCCAGGAGAGUGGUGAUGUGCUCAUCUAUGACAUGUUUGGGGCUUAUCAGAAGACUUUCAGUCUUGGACAGGAAGUUAGAGACACUAAGGUAUGCAGAGCUCGCCUCUUCCCCAGCCCACAAGGAGUGGGUCUGGCAGUGAUCACUACCACCAACCGCAUGUUCCUGCUCAGCAAUGUCUCAGAGCCAAAAGUUAGAUCAGUCCCAGAUUUACCAAGAGCCCACGAGCCUAUAACGUCAUGGUGCGUAAUAAGCUCAGGGCUACAGAAAACCGGCGUGCUCGGAUUCCUUGUGUGCAGGGACAAAGAGAUCUAUAAGUGCCAGCUUGGAGAGACUCGAGCUGUUCUUAUGCGCCCAGAAGUAAAGAACCCAUACACGCAAAUCCUAUCCAUAGUGCCAUCGCAGAAUGGCAGACAUGUGGCGUUGUUUACCGACUCAGGCUUUCUGUGGAUCGGCUCUUCAGAUUUCAAGAAUAAGUACUGUGAAAUCGAUACUGGGUACAUUAAACAACCUAAAGAGUUAGAGUGGUGCGGUUCCCAAGCAAUAGUGGGCCACUGGGACGACACGAUGUGCAUCUACGGGUUUAAUGGGAAUGUUUACACAUACCCUUAUGAUGGACCGUUCCACAUCAUUCCGGAACUAGACUGCGUAAGAGUUAUAUCAGAAUCGACUCACGAGUUGAUUCAAAAAGUGCCUGUAGUCGUGGAGAAAAUAUUUCGAAUAAACAGCACCGCACCCGGAUCGUACUUGGUUGAAGCGUCGAAACAAUUCCAGAAACACAGUCACAGAGCAGAUGAAUACAUACGGCUUGUAAAGCCAGAUCUCUCAAAAGCUGUUCAAGACUGCAUAGAUGCGGCAGCAUUCGAGUUCAGUCCCGAAGUGCAAAAAAUGUUGAUUCGUUCCGCACAGUUCGGUAAAGGCUUCAUCAUGGACCCGGUAUUGACCGACCAUUUUGUGAAGACUUGCAGGUGGCUGAGAGUGCUGAAUGCUAUUAGAAAUCCUAAAGUGGCAAUACCGCUCACUUUUUUGCAAUUCCAAACGCUAGGCGAGCGUGUGCUUCUUGACCGUUUGAUCUGGCGUCGUCUGCACUGCCUCGCUGGCCACAUAGCGUCCUACCUACAACUGAAGGACGGCCAGACCAGAGUACUCUCACAUUGGGCCUGCUAUAAGGUUACCCAACCACAUCUUGACAACGAAACUGCUGCACGUGAGAUCGGCGAGAAACUUCGCAAUGUGCCUGGCAUAUCUUAUGCAAAAAUUGCUAUGAAGGCUGCCGAAAAGGGACGCAAAUCACUCGCUAUUAAAAUUUUGGAGUACGAGACACAUAGUAAACUUCAAGUGCCUCUGUUGUUGGCAUUAGGCGAAGGCCCAACUGCUUUAUUAAAAGCGACGGCCAGCGGCGAUACGGAUCUAGUCUACGUAGUGUUGUUACAUCUCAAGGAAAAGAUGGGGAAACACGAAUUCGAGCUGACAAUUCGAAGUUUCCCACUCGCUCACGCCCUUUACAUAAAAUACUGCGCAAGUCAUAAUCGCGAGGCGUUACGCAAGGUGUACGUCCAAGAGGACGACUUCUAUGGACAGGCCGCCACGCACAUCAGAGACGCAAUCGAUCAGACCAACCCUGGAAGCGUAGAAGCGUCACUAAUAUCUGCUAGGGAAUGCUACAAGAAAGGGAGGAAUGACUUGGGCGUAUUAAUAUGCGAAGACGCGCGCAAAAUGUGUAAGCAGCAAUCAAGCCUCCAAGAAACGUAUGGCGAGAGCUUCAUUGGCCUAUCAUUGCACGACACCGUGAAGAAACUUCUUAAGUUGGGCGAAAUCAAGUUGGCCGAUAAGUUGAGAGCCGAGUACCGAAUGCCUGAUAGAAGAUAUUGGUGGUUACGCAUACUAACAUUGGCCGAAAUGAACCAUUGGGAGGAUUUGGAUAAGUUCUCAAAGACAAAGAAGUCGCCCGUAGGGUACGAGCCUUUCGUCGACGCAUGUCUCAAAUAUAACAAAAAUGAUGAGGCGUUGAAGUACCUGCCUAGGUGCCGAGACGAUAUCAAAGUGAAGUACUAUGUGAAGGCUGAAUUCUAUGAAGAAGCUGCGCGAGUAGCGUUCGAACAAAAAGACGAGGGGGCACUUUUCUACGUCCAAAGCAGAUGCCCUUUACGCGAUAGCACCACGCACGAAAAAAUCGCCGCACUUGUAGAACAACUACAUAGAAAGUAACCUCUAAGAUCAAAGAUUUUGAAUUAUUCGAAAUAAUUCGUUUAUAUAUUCAUUUUCUUCUUACAGAGAAAAUUUUUAGAAUGUUCUUUUCUGAUGACAAUGGGAAGUGGAUUGUUUUAGCACUCAAAUCUCUUAUUUGUACGUAUCGUGACUGUGUUACACUUAAGAACUGAUGUGUUAAAAUAUGUAUAAUUAUAUUACUACAUAAGGAAACCCUAUAGUACUAUUUACACGCCAAAUAAAUGAAAUUU
Molecule: messenger RNA, 2880 nt
Organism: Hyposmocoma kahamanoa
Lineage: Eukaryota; Metazoa; Arthropoda; Insecta; Lepidoptera; Cosmopterigidae
Gene: Vps16A
Product: vacuolar protein sorting-associated protein 16 homolog
Exons: 16
Coding region: 125-2629 (834 amino acids)
Biological process (GO): vacuole fusion, non-autophagic; intracellular protein transport; endosomal transport
Cellular component (GO): HOPS complex; endosome; cytoplasm
Molecular function (GO): actin binding
Source: RefSeq, a predicted model, not a curated record